Molecule: messenger RNA, 762 nt
Organism: Arabidopsis lyrata subsp. lyrata
Lineage: Eukaryota; Viridiplantae; Streptophyta; Magnoliopsida; Brassicales; Brassicaceae
Product: 40S ribosomal protein S18
Exons: 4
Coding region: 105-563 (152 amino acids)
Biological process (GO): translation
Cellular component (GO): small ribosomal subunit; cytosol; ribosome
Molecular function (GO): RNA binding; structural constituent of ribosome
Source: RefSeq, a predicted model, not a curated record
AAAAAAACCCUAGCUUUCGCUGUUGUAUCUAUACUGAAGAAGAGAAAGCUUGAAGACGGCGAGAGCUCCAUCUUUUCACAGGCACUUCUUCUCUACAAUUCACAAUGUCUCUGGUUGCAAAUGAGGAGUUCCAGCACAUUUUGCGUGUGCUCAACACUAACGUUGAUGGUAAGCAAAAGAUUAUGUUUGCCCUUACCUCUAUCAAAGGUAUUGGGAGGCGAUUGGCCAACAUUGUCUGCAAGAAAGCCGAUGUCGACAUGAACAAGAGGGCUGGUGAGUUAUCUGCAGCUGAGAUUGACAACCUCAUGACUAUCGUUGCAAACCCAAGACAGUUCAAGAUUCCAGACUGGUUCUUGAACAGACAGAAAGAUUACAAGGACGGGAAGUACUCUCAAGUUGUCUCCAAUGCCCUUGACAUGAAGCUCAGGGAUGAUCUUGAACGUCUCAAGAAAAUCAGAAACCAUCGUGGUCUAAGACAUUACUGGGGUCUCCGAGUCCGUGGACAACACACCAAGACCACUGGUCGCAGAGGAAAGACUGUUGGUGUGUCUAAGAAGCGUUAAGCCAAUGUUGCUGGUGGAAGCUGGGUUGGUUUAUUGAUAAGAACCGAUUUUAAGUUUUGUGAUUCGUACAAUUUUGCUCGACUCGACUUUGGGUCUUUUAUAAGAGAUAUUUACUACCGUUUUAUUACUCUUAAGAUAAUAUUUUGUUACUGGAUCCUUGUGUCACUUCUCUAGUUGCAUGAUUUUUCAGUUGGCUUAA